Wasmannia auropunctata (little fire ant) is the source of this 753-nucleotide messenger RNA. RefSeq names its product putative nuclease HARBI1. The annotation marks the transcript as partial. NCBI's taxonomy places the organism in Eukaryota, Metazoa, Arthropoda, Insecta, Hymenoptera, Formicidae. The record is from RefSeq and is a predicted model, not a curated record. The transcript has 2 exons.
AUGACUUACAAUAGGUCAUUGGACUUUCAAGGAGUUAAAACGACACCUAGUACAACUGCUGAAUGGAAAAAAAUUGCUAAUAGUUAUCUUGAGGUAUGGAACGUUCCAAAUUGUAUAGGUUCCAUGGAUGAACGACAUAUCGAAUUUAAAGUACCAGUUAAAUAUGGAUCUUUAUAUCAUAAUUAUAAAGGAACAGACAGUAUCGUUUUGUUAGCAUUAGUUGAUGCUCAUUAUCAAUUUAUAUAUAUUAACGUUGGCAUUAACGGUAGAGUUAGUGAUGGAGGUGUUUUUCGUGAUAGCGACUUUGCAAAGUUUCUAAAUAAUCCACAAAAUUCACUUAACAUUCCUUUAGAUAAACCAUUGCCUGGUAUGAAUGAAUCUGUGUCUUAUGUAAUCUUAGCUGAUGCUGCUUUUCCUCUUCAAAAUCAUAUAUUAAAGCCUUAUUCAUCACGAAAUUUAACUCAUGACGAACAAAUAUUUAAUUAUAGAUUAAGUAGAGGUAGAAGAGUUGUGGAAAACACAUUCGGUAUAUUAGCAAAUAGAUUUCGCGUAUUAUUAACAGAAAUAUACUUACCUGUUGAAACUGUUCAAAAUGUUACACUUGCUUGUUGUGCAUUACAUAACUAUCUGACGAAAGAAAAUGCUGCUUAUUUACAUGGAGCCAUUGAUAUUGAAAAUGUAGAAAAUCACACAAUAAUGUUAGCUGCUUGGAGAUCUAAUAAUAGUCAACUACGUAAUUUAGAAAUAGCGAAU